AUGGCUACCGCAUCAUCUUCAUCAUCGAGAGCGAGAACCAGGUCAAGCGGACCAGUUCUUCGCUCGCUCUCACCUUCCGGAAGGUUUUACACUGCCUCAAAUGCCUCCAUCUCAUCUUCCGCUUCGGGCUUUGCUUCGUCCACAAGCUCUAGCUUCUCAUCUCCGACCUCCGCCUUCUUCAGCCACCACAAGGACCACCACUACUACAAUCAGCAGAUCAACCACCACCAUCACCACCGAUCCUCUUCCCCGACACGUGUCAACCUGUACACCUCCUCCGCCCCUUCUCCAUCCGUCCGCUUCUCCAUCGACCACCGUUCGAUCUCUCCGAAUCACUCGAAUCGAUCCAUCACCGUUUCGAAGAAAAAUGGCCCGAUCUCGAUGCCUAAGAAGACCUGUAUGUGCUCGCCGACGUCGCAUCCGGGGUCGUUUCGCUGCAGCCUUCACAAGAACGUCGGCGGAGGUCACAACGCAGCUCCGUAUCCGACGAACAGGUUGAACAUGCGCAGAUCUGCUAUGACGAACUCGUUGGUUCGAAUCGGUGGAGUCGAAGGUGAGUGGGUGAAGCGAGCCCUGACCGCUCUGAUCCGCCCUUGCGCCCACCAGCAGAGGCGAAGAGCCGGCUUCCAGCCGAGGCCGAGCCGGCUCUCGGCCAUAAAGAUACAGGUCAGGUUGGUUAAUUUCCAGUCAUUUCUUCAUUUUUUUCCGAUCUUUGAACCCGGUGAGUCAACUCGGAGCCACGCAGCCCCGCCGCUAUCGAUCCGAGCAGAUCCGACGGUUUUAGCUGAGGUCAACUCAACUCAACUCGGGCGAGUCACGAAGCGGAGGCGCCGAGUCGAGCCGGCGAGUAUUGCGCUCUGGCAUUUGGGGUUAUCCGUUAUGUUUGCCGUUUCCGUCACCGUACGUUCCGUUCAGUUCCGUGUUAUGGGUUCCGUUGGCCGUCGUCAUCAUCGUUACCGUGUUCCGUUACGUGUUUUCCGUUCAGUCUGCCGUAGUGCUUUACAAGGUUGCGUUACUCUUUUUGCGAGGUGUGAAGUUAUUGACUAA
Messenger RNA from Prunus armeniaca (apricot), 1047 nucleotides. Lineage: Eukaryota; Viridiplantae; Streptophyta; Magnoliopsida; Rosales; Rosaceae. The record is from the annotation of a GenBank genome assembly.